Messenger RNA from Puntigrus tetrazona (Sumatra barb), 1653 nucleotides. It is a transcript of the gene cyb561d2, whose product is annotated as transmembrane reductase CYB561D2. Bases 98 to 766 code for a protein of 222 amino acids. The record is from RefSeq and is a predicted model, not a curated record. Gene Ontology annotation, cellular component: endoplasmic reticulum. The transcript is spliced from 3 exons. NCBI's taxonomy places the organism in Eukaryota, Metazoa, Chordata, Actinopteri, Cypriniformes, Cyprinidae. Gene Ontology annotation, molecular function: transmembrane monodehydroascorbate reductase activity.
UAACCGGAAACCGAAUGAACGAGGAACUCAAACGGGUUUGAUUGCGCGUGGAGGCAAAUGAGUUGUACCGCGCAGGUCCGAGCAGGUCCGAGGCAACAUGAGCGUCCACCGAGAAUCGGAGUCUAAACUGUCCCGCUACGGCGGGACGCUGUGCGGCGUCUUCACUCACGCGCUGUGCGCGCUCUUCACCGGCUUCAUCGCCGCUCUGAGCAGACCUGGGUCCAGUCUGUUCUCGUGGCAUCCGUUCCUCAUGACUCUCGCUUUCUCCUUCUUCAUGACGGAGGCCGUGCUUCUGUUCAACCCCUACUCGUCUCCCGUCAAGAAGCUGAAGCACAAAGCCAAGGGCCGCCUUCACUGGCUCCUGCAGGGCUCGUGCGUGUGCUGCGCGGUCGCGGGGCUGGCCGCCGUCUUCUACAACAAGCACCUCGGCGGCAAGCCGCACUUCAGCACGUGGCACGGGGCGCUCGGGGCCCUGACGGUGGCCGCCGCCGGGCUGCAGGCGCUCGGGGGGCUCCCGCUGCUCCACCCCAAACUGGCCCGGGGCCGGUCGAGGGCCGAGCUGAAGCGCUACCACGCCGCGUCCGGCCUGCUGGCGUACCUGCUGGGCAGCUCGAGCCUGUUCCUCGGCCUGCGCUCGGCGUGGUUCGGCGGCGUCGCCGGCGGGUUCGGAGGGGCCCUGGCCCCGCUCUGUCCCGUCCUGUGCGCUCUGGUCGUGAUGAGUCAGGUCACGAACGCUUACAUGGCUCGCAAGCCAAUGCAGUACUGAAACCCAGCUCCAUCGGCUGGACCGGACUCAUUUUAUUUGUUAUGAACGUGUGCUCCGCAACCAACUUUGAAUACCUAAAAACAAAUAUUUUUAUACCCGUUUUAUAUUUUUGAAUGCGUUUCAUCAGUGCAUGUUUUUUGGCGCAAACGACAAGGCAACUAUUUUUCUUAAACGCCGGGAACAAAGAUUGCGUUUAUUAAACGAUUUAUAAUUUUUACGCGUUUUUGCAUGCGCUUAUCAGCGCCAGUCCGACACGUUCUGUUCAACGAAACUGUUGCAGGAAAUAUUUAUGCCAACAAAAUUUUUUGUUGAAUUAAACAAUCAUGAGAGAAAACAUUUAUGCGUUUAUAUUAUUAACAUAGUGGUAAUAUCUUAUGCAAAAAAAAAAAAAAUUAUUUAAAUGUCGCACAGUCUUUUUGCCGUUUAAGUAAACAGUUUGUAGAUCAUUAAAAACUGUCGAAAACGUACAUAUUAUUAUUAUACAGAAGUUGUUUAAUGACAUUUACAGAUAAUUUUUGAUAAUCAUUUUUUUGUAUAGUAUUAUUUUAUACAAAUAAAAAAAAACUGAAUUAUAAGCUACAGGUAUUUAACCUUUGUGCCAAUUUUUAUUUUUCUGUGCUAUAACGGGUUAUGUUUAUGAUUAAAUGACACAUGUAGAUUUUUCAUCCUAUACAUUUUCACUUUUUUCUGUUCAAUUAACUUCAUAAAACCGCCUAUUGUUAUCACUAAUAAUUACUAACUACAUUUUAUGUGUAUGUGUUUAUAUAUGUAUGUUAUGUAUAUAUGUGUGUAUGCGUAUAUGUAUAUACACACACACAGUUAUUCUGAAUACAGGAGGAGUAAGGUUUAUGUUAAAACAAUAUUUAAUAAAUACAAUGUCAUUUGAA